UGGCGCGCUAACUUAUCUAAUUCUAGCCGCUUGCGGCACCGAGCAGUAACUCUAGUUUCAAUAGACAUUUCAAUUUUCAUUAAUAAUUUCGAGGUGAAGUGUUGUACAGUGUACUUGAAAUUACUAGUUUGCCAAUAAGUGAAUGUAAUAGUGCAGCCACAAUAUAUUAUAUAGAAUAAUGAACAAAAAACCAAAUAAAGAAUUCUUCGUAGUGCAGUUUCUAGAAAGGCCAUAUGCUUAUUUGGAUGAAUUUAUUUAUGUACCUAUAAAUGACGCUAUUAAUAUCAAUGAAAAAGAUUUCACUGUGUUCACAUAUCCCAUUGAUCCAGGUAUGAAGAAUAAAAUUUAUUAUGAUAGAUGGCCUUAUUUCUGGGGUAAACUGAGAUCUCUGGAAGUUACUGCACAAAGGGCAAGAGCUAUUUGUAAAGACCUGAACUCUCGGAAACCAGAUGAUGAAGAUAGAGAUUUAAACGAUCCUGUGGAUAAUACAGCUGAUUUAAAAAAAAAUGCAAAAAAACGAAAGGCUACAACAGCACGUACAACAACCAAAAAAAAAACUAAACUUGGAGAAUCCACAAAGCCUCAAGAAAUAAAAGCUUUAGACGAUGAUGAUAUGUUAACGCCAGAAUUUAUGAAAACUUUAUCGAAAGAAUUGGAAUUAUACGAAGAAGAACAUAAAGAACUAAAGGAAGCUCAAGAAAAAAUUUCUCAGAAAUCUUGUCUGCUUAAAGAGUUUAUAGAAAAAUUGAAAUCUUACAACAAUGAACAGAAUAUAGUCGAUGAUAAAUACCAGAAGCUAGUUGAAAUAAUCAAAGAGAAAGAAAAACAAAUCAAUGAACUUAAAUUGCAACUGAAAGGGGAAGGGAAAAAGGGGACAGAGGUUGCAAAUGACAAAGUAAAUUCUGUUACUCGAUGGACUUUGAGAUAUCCUGAAGAAACUGACGAUUCAUUCGAGUUAUUAAGUGACAGUGGUGUGUAUGUAAAUGGUGUAGCAUUUAACUAUAUUGUAAGGGCGGCGAAAACGAUGACUGACUUAGCUCGCAUGCUAUUACACGAGGUAUUCACAGAUAAAGCUUUAAAUACAUGCAAUUUUAAUUCACUGGAUUCAAACGCUAUAAAUACGUUGGUAGAGUGUGUUAGAUUCAUCCGCCGACCUAAUGGCGUUGGCUUUUACAAUGUUGCAAAAGAAAAUAUUAUAAGAUCCAUCAAAACCCGGCUUUAUUAUAUUAACAAAAUACCAGCAUAAAUAAUUGUUAAGUUAAAAAGGUUGCAUGACCAAUUGUCUAUCUAUUAUUUUUGAUACGACAAAUUGGUCUAUGGUCUACCCUUCAGCUGCAUUUUGAUUAUAUUUUUAUUGUUAUUACAUAUUCUUUAGCUUAAUCAUUAUGUUUGUAUUUUAUGUGCCAUUUUUGAAUGUACGUAAGCCACAAAACUAGGCUUAAGGAGAAUGUACCUCAGGAAAGUGCUUGUGAUAAUCACAACUGUGAUGGCUUAUUUAGGGGAUGAGUCCAGGGUUCCAAUAUGUGAAGCGUUUAUA
Molecule: messenger RNA, 1537 nt
Organism: Pieris brassicae (large cabbage white)
Lineage: Eukaryota; Metazoa; Arthropoda; Insecta; Lepidoptera; Pieridae
Exons: 4
Coding region: 179-1246 (355 amino acids)
Molecular function (GO): DNA binding
Source: RefSeq, a predicted model, not a curated record